AUGAAGAUCUGGAGUGUGGUGAUGCUGAUGUGUGCAUUGAUGCUGAGAAGUGCAUCCUCCAUGCCGCUGGUUCUACAGAACCCAAACCAAGCCGGAACCCAAACCUUACACUACACAGAACCACACAGACAAUAUUCUCAAAGACUGGACCUGCUUUAUCAGGACCCACAGAGAAAAACAUACACUUCUGAGCCCAAAGAUCUGCCUGACCACCAUACAAACAAACAUCUGGAACCACCAACUUUUUCAGACAGUUGGGCGACACACCAUUCAGGCUUCGUCCACAGAAUGAAGAGAUCUCCAAAACUGAGAAGGUUUCUACAUAGGAUGGCGGUGAAUAGAAAGAGACCAAGCCGUGAGGAGAGAGAGAGAGGAAGAGGAGGGAAAGAACGAGGAUGUGCGCUAAGACAAGUCCAGAUGAAAGUGUCUGAUCUGGGUUUGGGCUACAAGAGUCAGGAAGAGUUGAUCUUCAGCUACUGCAGCGGUGUGUGUACAAACUCACUCACAAACUACGACAAAAUCCUCACCAGCCUCAUGGCCAAUGGUAAAAAACGACUGCGUAACUUCCCUCCCACAGCCUGCUGCCGACCAAUCGAGUACGAUGGCGACCUGUCAUUUUUGGAUGAUAACCUGAUAUACCACACCAUGGAGAGGCACUCCGCACGGAAAUGUGGAUGUGUCUGA
Messenger RNA from Xyrauchen texanus (razorback sucker), 684 nucleotides. RefSeq names its product glial cell derived neurotrophic factor b (gene gdnfb). NCBI's taxonomy places the organism in Eukaryota, Metazoa, Chordata, Actinopteri, Cypriniformes, Catostomidae. Bases 1 to 684 code for a protein of 227 amino acids. The record is from RefSeq and is a predicted model, not a curated record. Gene Ontology annotation, biological process: negative regulation of neuron apoptotic process; positive regulation of branching involved in ureteric bud morphogenesis; peripheral nervous system development. The transcript has 2 exons. Gene Ontology annotation, molecular function: growth factor activity; receptor tyrosine kinase binding; glial cell-derived neurotrophic factor receptor binding.